GUGGUUUUUAGAGGGAAACAUUCUAAAAAAAGCAGUCUGAAGCAAAUGUGAAAAAUAGAUCGGUAUAGUUGGUAUUUUAAUUAAUUGGAAGGUUACAAUUAAGAGGAUAGCUAUAACAUACAUGGAUGAAUUGAAGCUAGGUAGAAAUGCUGAAAUGAGGUGAACGACAGUUUAAUGAUCUCUUCAAAUGAGAAAAACAAUGAGAAGCAAUACCACAGUGGUGACAGAGGAAUUGAGCUUGAGAAGAAGUAAUUAAUGUUGUAAAAUCUGUACUGAGGAACAUCUAUUACUGAAAUUCUACAAAAAUAUUGGCAAUUACAGUGAACUGCAAGUAAUAAUGUGUACAGUGUUAUAGAGAAUCUGGAGAAAAACUGAAAGGGAUUACAAAAUCUGCUAGCCCUUCAAGAAGAAGUCUUCAUAUACAUAUGUAUGCGUGUAUAUAUGUGUUAAUUUACCACUGAUACAUAAUUUGAACUUUUCCAGGGAUCUUGAAAAAAUCUGGGAACACUGAAAUAAGAAAAAAUAUAUGAUCAAGAAUAUAUUUAAGUCUGUCAUGAAAAAAACUUGGGAAAAUCAUCAGUAAGAUGCAGUGUCUUUUAAAAAGCUAUAUCCAAAGAAAGAUGCAUCAUGCUGGAUCAUAGAAAGAUGACGGGGUUAUCUGAGGAAAAAAUAUAUUGUUGUACAGUCAUCAAAAUUGAUGUUUUGUUAAAUGAGGAAUCUUUUGUGGGAAAAGUAAUGAACUGUGUGUAAAGAUAACAUGAUGAAUUGUCAGAAUCAACUAUAACUGAUAGCAUGCUAUAUAAACAACUGUAACAAACUGAGUUAAAUAAACAGCCUGUAACUUCAGGACAGGGUAUGCAGAAAUUAUCAUUCUGAUGUCCUGUUCUGUUCUGCUAAUUAUAUAAGUACUAUUGUGUUUUCCUGGCACUGAAACUUCUCUGACUUCAGGAGAUCUGGUUCAAAGAUGGAAAUGGACAGAAACCUGUACAAUUUUUAGGCUUAGUUUUCUGAAGGGUUAAUCCUCUAAUGAAAGACAGUCACAUAGACAUAUGGAAGGCUUAAGAGAGGAAGCAUAGCCAGCAGGUGCAUACAGCUGUGAGUCCAACCAUCUUGGCUUCUGAAGCAGGUGCCUGAAGUACCAUUUGAAAUGUUGACAGCUAGGCUGCUGUUGGUUAUUACAGUAACAUUAUCAGCUGGAUGAGAAAACAAGAGAACAGACUUGUAUUCAGGAACACUGAGGACCUCGCCAGUGAUUUGGAGACUAAAAAAAAUUAAACUGUUUUUGGUCAGUUGCUGUUUCUAAUUGUUGAAGAUUUAGCCAAAGCCUGAAGUUCAUCUGCAAAAUUCUUCUAAUAGGAGAAAUUUGAGAGUUGAUUUCUUGCUUUUAGUGAAGUGAUGUGUUAAACCAGAGGUUAAUCACACAGGUGGUAUAGGCGAAGAGAUGAAGCUCUGCAUGCAGGCGUUUGCCUUGAAGCAUACAUAGCAGUGAAACAUCUGUAACAGUGAAAUUUUGAAAUAGGCUCAAAUUGCACGGACCUUCUUUCUAGUGCCAAACUGAAACGGAAAAAGAAUUGGUUUGGAACAACUUUCUACACGGAAUUAACUGCAGAUGGAGAAAUCAAGAAAACAGCAAAAUCAAGUAGUUCUUCAAAUCCAAAGUGGGAUGAACAGCUGACAGUUGGAGAAGGUGAAAGAACAGUUGAAAUUGUCUUUGGAAAACAAGAGUGGCACGGUGCAAACAGGUGAACUGACAGUCGUGCUAGAUGGUUUGGUUGUUGAACAGGAAUCUCUUGCAAAUCUCAGUUCACCAGCAACCAUAGAAGUUCAGCAAAAUGGAGAGGCUAUGCAUGAAAACAGAGAUGCUUCAGCAAGAAGUACAUCAAGAUCUGCUUGUGAUAUUUCUAAUGGGAAUGACAAUCAAGUACCUUCAAACUCUGUAGUACAGAAUGCAUUCUGCGUAGAAGCUGUUAAUGGAAACAACUCACCGUCUCCUACACAUGUUGCAGCCAGACCCAAAAAUACACCUGUACCAAAACCACUCGGAGCUGGGCUUGUCAACAGCACUGUUAAUGGUGAGUCAUCGUCCUCUGCACCAGAAACUGGUAAUUCUUCUGUCUCUGAGGCUGUGAUAGGUUCAGGAGAAGCUCCCAUGUCUACAGAUUGCACUAGCACUACAGCAGAACCUCAAUCAACAGAAGAAGCAACUAGUUGUUCUGAAAGCCACACUUCUACGCUAUCUGUUGUGUCUGCUGGACUAGAAGCUUCGUCUGCAACAGACUGUGCUCAGCCUAAUGCCACAAACAGUACAGCAGCAGAUGCUGCAAAACCAAGGGAAUCCUCCUCAGCCUCAAGUACAUCUGGAGAGCCUGUAAGACAGCAGACUGUUAGUGCUGGUACAGAACCUUUACCACCAGGGUGGGAGCAAAGAAAGGAUCCUCAUGGUAGAACCUAUUAUGUUGAUCACAAUACACGAACUACAACGUGGGAAAGACCGCAGCCCUUGCCUCCUGGCUGGGAGAGAAGAGUUGAUGAUCGUGGAAGAGUUUACUAUGUGGACCAUAACACCAGAACAACAACAUGGCAGCGACCAACAAUGGAAUCAGUCAGGAACUUUGAGCAGUGGCAGUCUCAGCGUAAUCAACUGCAGGGAGCUAUGCAACAAUUUAACCAACGAUACCUCUAUUCGGCUUCGAUGUUGUCAGCAGAGAAUGAUCCUCUUGGGCCUUUGCCGCCAGGGUGGGAAAGGAGAGUGGAUUCAAAUGAUAGGGUGUAUUUUGUAAAUCAUAACACAAAGACAACACAAUGGGAAGACCCUCGAACUCAAGGUUUACAAAAUGAGGACCCUCUUCCAGAGGGCUGGGAAAUCAGAUACACUAGAGAAGGUGUACGAUACUUCGUUGAUCAUAAUACAAGAACUACCACCUUCAAUGAUCCUCGUACUGGGAAAUCUUCUGUAAAUAAAGGGCCACAGAUUGCCUAUGAGCGUAGCUUUAGGUGGAAACUUGCUCAUUUCCGUUACUUGUGUCAGUCCAAUGCACUGCCAAGCCAUGUGAAAAUCAAUGUAUCCAGACAGACUUUGUUUGAGGAUUCCUUCCAGCAAAUUAUGGCAUUAAAACCCUAUGAUUUGAGGAGAAGAUUAUAUGUUAUAUUCAGAGGAGAAGAAGGAUUGGAUUAUGGUGGAUUGGCAAGAGAAUGGUUUUUCUUGCUUUCCCAUGAAGUACUGAACCCUAUGUACUGCCUAUUUGAAUAUGCUGGCAAGAGCAACUAUUGCCUGCAGAUAAAUCCAGCAUCAACAAUCAAUCCUGACCAUCUUUCGUAUUUCUGUUUCAUUGGACGUUUUAUUGCAAUGGCAUUGUUUCAUGGGAAAUUUAUUGACACUGGUUUUUCUUUGCCUUUCUACAAACGAAUGCUGAGCAAGAAACUUACUAUUAAGGAUCUAGAAUCUAUCGAUACUGAAUUUUACAACUCACUAAUUUGGAUAAGGGAUAAUAACAUUGAAGAGUGUAACUUGGAAAUGUACUUCUGUGUAGAUAUGGAGCUCUUAGGAAAAGUAACCUCACAUGAGCUGAAAUCUGGAGGUUCAAAUAUCUUGGUAACUGAGGAGAACAAAGAAGAGUAUAUUGGGCUCAUGGCUGAGUGGCGAUUUUCUCGGGGAGUUAGAGAACAAACCAAAGCUUUUCUUGAUGGUUUUAAUGAAGUUGUUCCACUACAGUGGCUACACUACUUUGAUGAAAAAGAGCUGGAGGUUAUGCUCUGCGGUAUGCAAGAGGUUGAUUUAGCAGACUGGCAAAGGAACACUGUUUAUCGUCAUUAUACGAGGAAUAGCAAGCAGAUCAUGUGGUUCUGGCAGUUUGUAAAAGAGACAGACAACGAGGUUCGCAUGCGACUUCUGCAGUUUGUCACUGGCACUUGUCGGUUACCUCUGGGUGGAUUUGCUGAACUUAUGGGAAGUAAUGGUCCUCAGAAAUUCUGCAUUGAAAAGGUUGGUAAGGAAACUUGGUUACCAAGAAGUCACACUUGUUUUAAUCGUUUGGAUUUGCCACCCUACAAAAGCUACGAACAACUGAAAGAGAAGCUGCUCUUUGCCAUUGAAGAGACUGAGGGAUUUGGUCAAGAGUAGAAGCAGCUUCUAGUCCAAAAGGAGACUUUGCAUAUUAAAAGGCUCAGCCAACUAAAAUUGCACACUUAAUUGUAUAUAAGCUUUUUGUUCUGUACAGUGAUCUUUCUGGAACUCUAAAAGUAUAAUUGUUCUCCGUUCUUCCACAAAGAUAUGCAAAACAGUUCAGCCUUUUCUACUUUUAUUUAUUGCCCUUCCAAAAGACCAGAAAAAUCCCUCAUAAAUGUUGAAAGCAGACAAGAGUCUUAUUUAAAAUAUAUAUUAAAAAUAUAAAUAUAUAUACGAAUAAGCUCUAGUUUUAUAGAGCUUUAAGUGUAUGAAAAGUUGCAGCCAUUUAAAAGGGCCUGGAUUUGCUUUAUCUUGGCUUUAUUAUUUAGAAAAAAAAUGUUUAAACUGCUCUGUGUUCUCUCUUAAGAAACAUCUCCAAGUUUGUUUUAUUGCAUGGCUGUUCUAAAAGGUGUUAAAGGCUUAGGCCAAACGUAUCCUAAAUAUGUAGAAAGAUGCUGCUGGUAUUUGAGACGACAGAAUAUGAUGUUCUGUCAGUUUAAUUUUUUAAAAUACAUUAAUAGCUGAUAUAUCUCUCUUUACUACACUGAUGUAGCCAAGGUCAUUAAUAAAGCCUUUAUUACUUGCACAAGAGUAAUGUACAAUAAGAUGAAUGUGAUUUAAUGUUGAAAGGAAUUGGUGCCACUGUUCUGACUUGUUGUAGGAGCUGAACAGAACAUUUUGAUUCAUUUGAGCAGCAUUGAAAUUUGUUUACAUAUUACCUUGGGUUAUUACCACGAGGAUGUUAGGUAAUCUUCAAAGAAAAAAUAAUAAUAAAAGAGAAACUAUUCCACAUUCUCUCCUUGGUCUGUUGUCUUACAGGUUUUUUAUUUUUUUUUUUUUGUUGUUGUUGUUGUUGUUUUUUUUCCCAAUCUGUGAUGUGUUUUUCCCAACUUCAUAGAGUCUAUUCAUGUAAACUGAGAUCUAAGGGUAUAUGAAAGGUAAUGUGAACUUUGCUGCUUUCUAUGCUCAUGUUCAGUUUCUGUUAUUGGAUUUAGUAAACCCAAAUAAAAUUAAAUUGACAUAAGCUUUGCACAGUAAAAAUACUCUGAAGUAUUACAUACUUUUAUUUCUCUUUAAGUUCCUGUAGAAAUUCAGAUGUACCUGAAUUAUGUCCAGAACCUGUCAUUCUUUUCUGUAGGCCAAGUUUGUCCUACAUGCAUAGUAAUCAGUGAUUUAAAUCUAUUUUUUUUUUUUUUUUGGUAUUGAGGGCAUUUGCUGAACUGAAAAGAUGUUUAAAAAAAGUUAUGACACCUUAUUCAUGUGAAUUCUGUUAAAUGCUACUUUUUAGCAAACUGUGCUUCCUUAUUAUAGAGUAAAAUAUGUUUAAAACUACCAUUUGUAUUAUGCUUUAAUAUUAACUGUAAAUUCCAUUACAUUUAACUUAUACAGAAUUUUGUACACACGUGAAAAUGAUUUCUUAAAGUAAGAUUAAAAAACAUUUCUGUAACAUACCAUAUUGCACUGUUAAAAGUGUACACGCAGAAAAAAUAGCUCUAUCUGUUCUUGUAUCUUCCCGAUACAGCGACUGAAUUCACUGAAUUCUGCCAAAACUUUAUUUUUCUACAGACUGGAUUCUCUGGAGGCUUUGUACUCAAAAGGGCACAGUUUACUGUGGAGCUGCUGAGCUGUAUGUAGCUUUGAUAACAGUGGUACUGCACCUGGCCCAACGAGAGCGCUAUCUUACCUGAACUUUCCAUAGGAGUUUCAUAUUACACCAAAUAUCUUUUGCAAAGCUGUUUUCAUAACUACGUCAUUAAUUUCGAGUGUAAAAGCACCUAAAUUAUGACUUACGUAGAUUAGAGUGGAGGAAGCUUUACAAAAAAAAAGUCAAAGGCAGGGCAACAGAAGUGUGUGUAGCUUACCGAAAGGACAGUUCAGAGGACUACGUGUCAUGUCAUACAGUUGAACAUUAUGAAUUUGCACUAACGAAUGGACUUGGUAACCCACUACCAACUGCUGAACUUUGUGAAUCUGUGAGUAAGUUAUCAAAACAAAAAUAAUAAAAAAGACAGCACAUCA
Molecule: messenger RNA, 6184 nt
Organism: Numida meleagris (helmeted guineafowl)
Lineage: Eukaryota; Metazoa; Chordata; Aves; Galliformes; Numididae
Gene: WWP1
Product: WW domain containing E3 ubiquitin protein ligase 1
Exons: 22
Coding region: 1844-4120 (758 amino acids)
Biological process (GO): ubiquitin-dependent protein catabolic process
Molecular function (GO): protein binding; ubiquitin protein ligase activity
Source: RefSeq, a predicted model, not a curated record